CAUGCACAGCCACAAACGGCCAACAUCCAUACAUCAUCAUUGAACUGCGCCCGUUCUACUUGUAGUGUCACAGCAGUACCACCACAAACAAAGAUCCAUCAAAUCUCUACUGCCCGCUUCGAAGUUAAGACUAGAUACUUGCUUCCAGUACUCAGUCUCCAGAGUCAUCAUGUUCAAAAAGUUGAAAGACAAGAUCAAGGGUGAUGACAGUUCCACAAGACCUUCAUACGGGACGGAUGACCACAACCAGAACUCGAAUAAUCCUUAUUACAACUCGCCCCAAGAACAACAACACAACAUAGCGCCAACGGAAAAGUACCAAGCCCCUCCUGGCCCGCCACCAAACCAGGCUUCAUCAUCGUCCAAGUCUGAGUACUCUGCACCUCCAGGACCCCCACCACACCACGGAUCUUCGUCGUAUACUGCUCCUCCCGGACCUCCGCCUAAACGCGAGUCCUCAGGCUACGCACCUCCAGCGGGACCGCCUCCUUCGUACCCGCAGCAACCGCCUCCUAGUUGGGAUCCUCCGCCAUACCACGAUUGGACCGUCAUCCCUGACACUUCACUUUUGCCUCCGCCACCGUCGAUGGGCUACGAUAGUUCCCCUACUGCCAACGCGUCUACCGAGGAAGGUGAUCGUGCCUUGGCUUGGACGAACAUGAACCCAUUAUGGCCACCACAAAAUCUCCAGCCCAGCACUCAUGCUGCGAUUCAGAACGGUCAGCUCGCUUUGUUGAAGGCGCCAUCUUAUCUGGGUGAUCUACUUCCUCAACCUCAAGCUGGGCAUUGGCGGUGUCGCACCCAUGCCAAGUGCAGAGACUCAAGCGUCCUCACGAAUCUACCCAUGUAUAGCGUGUUCUGGGACUCACCACUCAACACGCAGCGCUCCAAGACUAUCUAUUUCGAGCUAAAAGUUAUUGGCAUAGGUCGUGGUGGUAUCUCCUUCUCAGAAGCAGACGCUGGCAUUGCCAUAGGCUUUGUCGCACCACCGUAUCCCACCUUUCGUCUUCCAGGUUGGGAGCGUGCCAGUCUUGGUGUGCAUGGUGAUGACGGAAGGAAGUAUGUCAACGAUGCAUGGGGCGGCAUCGACUUCACCUCAGCUUUCAAGCCUGGUGAUACUGUGGGUAUCGGGAUAACCUUCUCAGUUCCCCGGAACCCACCCUCAUAUGAAGAGUCGCAGCAGGGAAGGAUGUUGGAUAUUGAUGUUUUCUUCACGCGCAAUGGAGUGAAGGAAGGCGGCUGGGAUGGCAACGAGGAGCUCGACGUGAGGAGCGAGGGAGGUAACACUGGGCUGAGAGGAGAGUCUGAUCUCUUCCCGGCAAUCGGUGUGUUUGGUGGUGUAGAUUUCGACGUCUUCUUUCAUCCAUCGCAGUGGCUCUAUCGCCCGUAUUGAGACUGCCUGGGCGUUUACUAUCCACUCGAGGUAAAGUCGUAUAUUCCUAGAGUGAGGUAAAGUCCCUUGACCUUGUCCUACACGCUUUACAACUCAUGCUAGUUCUAUUUAUUUUCUCCUAUCCUACUUAUUGACUCUGCGAUGACCUUCAUCAUAUCUUGAUUCGAGCUACUUUUUUUAUU
Messenger RNA from Alternaria alternata, 1575 nucleotides. RefSeq lists its product as hypothetical. The coding region runs from base 170 to 1393 and encodes 407 amino acids. The record is from RefSeq and is a predicted model, not a curated record. Gene Ontology annotation, molecular function: protein binding. Lineage: Eukaryota; Fungi; Ascomycota; Dothideomycetes; Pleosporales; Pleosporaceae. The transcript has a single exon.